ACAUUUCUUUUUAGAAAUCAUUUAACCACAGACUUAACCACAGACUGAGCGAUGGCUAGGAAAUCAAAAAUGACAAAAUCAGAAGAGAAGGUAAAAUAUCCGGUGAAACACAUCAAAAUCACCACUUGUGGCCAAUUGUAUCAAACAUGGAAAGCAAGCAAACCGUUGUACGAAAGGGCGCCCAAAAACGGGUUGACUCUCGAUGUGGAAUAUGCGGACAAUUUAUCGCUCAUUAACACCGAUAACGAGUCACAUAAUACCAAACUCAUGGUCUGUCUUCACGGCGCUCCGGGAUCUCACUCCGACUUUGAAGCCGUUAUCCAACACAUGACUCGCGUCGGAAUCCGAGUGAUUGCCCCCAACUUUCCAGCCCAUUCCAGUGCUAUAUACCCGACAACUCUGCUCUGGUGUGACCCAAACUGUCCACAAAUCGAUUCGUUUGUAUUCCUAAACCCUGGCGGACACCGAAGGAUUAAAGCCAUGCGACCGGUUUGGUAUACGGAGGGCGGUGUCAAAGUGUACCAAAACAAAUGGGGCAGAACUCUGUUCCAGAUCUUCGGCACCGCUUUCCUCAACUUAACCAAAACAGUCACCGUUAAGGCCGAUAACAUGAAU
Molecule: messenger RNA, 615 nt
Organism: Oppiella nova
Lineage: Eukaryota; Metazoa; Arthropoda; Arachnida; Sarcoptiformes; Oppiidae
Source: the annotation of a GenBank genome assembly